UUGACCUACUUUCGUUUUAAGCGAGGUCAUGGCUGCUAGAAAUGAGAAUUUAACAUAAAUAUUUCAUUUUUGGUUAAUUGGGUGUUUUUUUUUCAAUUGGAACAUAAGUCAUCUAAACAUGGCGUCGUAUUCGCCUCAAAGACCAAGGAUCAGACGUAUGUCUAGUGUGAGUACUGAUCCUGGACUUGGAAUGAUUUUAGCCAAAGGUGGGGACAACAGAAUAAGUGGUAUAGAAGAUUCCUCCCCAGAGAAAGAUCUGAAAAAAGAACUGGACGAACAGUAUCGAAUCCUGAAACGCCAGAUCCUGCAGUAUCAGAGUAUGACACUGGGGCUGUUUCCUCGUAUCGGAUGUACAGAAAAACAGUCUAAGGUUGCCUCUGUGAGGGACAGUAUCUACUGUGCUGCCGCCGCUUGGGCCCUCUCACAGGCUUUCAGGCGUAUUGACAAUGAUGGGGGUCGCACACAUGAGCUUGCUCAGAUAGCAGUGAAAUGUAUGCGGGGAAUCCUGUAUUGCUGGUUAAGGCAGGCAGACAAGGUGGAAAAGUUCAAAGAAAACCAGAGUCAAAACCACGCCCUACAUUGCUUGUUUGAUCUGCUCACUGGUGACCCCGUGUACAAGGACGAUGAAUAUGAGCAUCUGCAGAUUGACAUUGUGGCCCUCUACAUCUUAUUCCUGGUACAGAUGACAACCUCGGGACUGCAGAUCAUAUUUACCACAGACGAAGUAUCGUUUGUCCAGAAUCUCGUGUUUUACGUGGAACGAGCGUAUCGUACCCCCGACUAUGGAAUGUGGGAAAGAGGCAGCAAAUACAACAUCGGAGUCACUGAAGUUCAUGCAAGUUCUAUCGGGUUGGCAAAGGCUGCACUUGAAGCAGUGAACGGCGUCAAUCUCUUUGGUGAUCAGGGUGCAUCGUGGUCUGUGAUCUUUGUAGACAUUGACGCACACAAUCGGAAUCGGACAAUCUUUGAAUCUAUCUUGCCCAGGGAAUCCAACUCUAAGAACACAGAUGCAUCUCUCUUAGCGACAGUUUCAUGGCCAGCAUUUGCAAUUCACGAGGAGCCAGUGAGGUCCCGAACCAUCUCCAAGGUCAUCCGAAAACUGAGCGGGGUCAAGGGAAUUAAACGUUUUAUUCGUGAUGGGUACAAAACAGUUGUUGAGGAUAAAAAUCGAAAGUAUUAUCGACCUGCAGAAAUUAAGAAUUUUGAUGGGAUAGAGUGUGAAUGGCCGAUGUUCUAUGUGUACCUUUUGUUGGAUCGAAUAUUUCAAAAUGACAAGGAGGGAGUAAAGAAGUAUUCUGCCAUGCUUGAUCACGUUAUGACCCGAUCUAAUGAUGGUCUGCUCAUGCCGCACUACUUUUACAUCCCCGCUGAACAGGUUGAGAUUGAGAGAAUGCAGCCGGGCCGAGGAAGACGGUACCCGAGUGAUGCAGGCUCCACCAAGGGCAUCUUUCUCUGGGGACAAGCUGUCUACUUCAUCUCACAGUUGCUAGUGAAAGAGCUGCUCAACAUUAACGAUAUUGACCCAAUACGUCGCCACUUGCCAGCCUCGGAACGGCCGAAAGUGAACAGCCGAUAUUCAUCAUUUCAGGAAACAAGGUCUUUUCAGCCAUCAAAUCAUCGUAUAACACCCCCAGACCUGGUGCUACAAAUUGUGCUGAUUGCGGAGAGCUCCCGGCUACAGCAGCUGCUAGCUACAUACGGCAUACAGACGCAAACCCCGCAUCAGAUUGAGCCAAUUCAGAUAUGGUCGCCAAAAGAGCUGUCCAAGGCGUAUGAAUAUCUGGGCAUCAACAAGAAACUUGGGCUUACUGGACGUCCCAAAAGACCAUUUGGAGUUUUGAGUACAUCAAAGAUCUAUCGCGCAUGUGGGGCAACGGUGCUAUGUUAUCCUCUUCUGUUUGAAGUCACAGAUUUCUACAUGGCUCAAGACAUCAGCAUCGUCAUUGAUGACCUCAAGAAUGAUCUGACAUUUCUGUCUAAGUGCUGGAAGCUCGCUGGACGCCCCACGUUCUGUAUGUUGAUUCGGGAAAACAACAUUCGGGGGACGAACUUCACUGAGUUUCUCGAGUUGUUAGCUGCAUUCAAAAGUGGCGAUGUUGAUGGUAUUAGGGUACGGGUUGGAAGAUUGCAGACCCUGAUAUCGUCAGCUUGUGUGGAACAUCUUGAUUUCCUGUCCCAGCUGCCAGAUCCGUCAAUUUUCCAGCGAUUGGAGCAGUCAAACCAUGGGCAGUAUAGCUUUAAAAGCCUCACAGAUAUUCCGGCCGUCAUGAACAUUGCCGACAAUACAGUGUUGGAUGAAGCUGAUUUGAAGGUGAAGGCAACGUGGGAUCUUAUACAGAUGUUCCGAUGUACCGAGUCACUCGAAGCACAGGCCCAGCUCCUCAAACUGCUCCUUCACAGAGAGGGUCCCAACUACACAUUUGAGGGUCAGUCUGUGUCUCGGAGGCUUGACCAGCUGGUGACAAGAGCGGGGUUACACAAACAGUGGGGGGUUGUGAGACUUUGCUCCGCACUCCUGAGGAAACUUGUCGACUCCCUCGCACCUUCCAUAACCAGCAUCCUCGUGAGAGGAAAACAGCUGACAGUCGGUGUUUUUGGUCAUGAAGAGGAAGUUUUGGACAAACCAGUGAGCCCCAAUGAGAUUAAGAGCAUUCUGUACAGCAAGUGUAUGCCGUACAACAUCUGUCAGGCUGUUCUGCAACAGGAGUUGAUUCUGGCCAUCGGGAAACACAUAGCGACCAUGCCGGAAACAUACGACGGAAUUCUGAAAAUCAGGAUUGGAUGGUUUGUGCGCGCCAUGGAGAUGGAGAUGGAACUGGAAGAGGAUCAUGUUCCUGUCACAUCGCUCUCUCCGUACCAGGUAAAACAGCUACUUAUGAAUAUAAUCCUGGUUCACCGAUCUGACGAGUAUGACAUUCGCAGUCCGCUGCAGCAACGUCAGCUGGACGGAGCACUGAGUCGUGUGCCGAAAGACUUCUAUGAGCGUGUUUGGGAGAUACUGGAGAGAACACCAGGAGGAAUUAAAGUAGCGGGAUAUCUUUUGCCACAGCAACCAACCCUGUCGGACAUGACGAUGCAGGAGUUGAACUUCUCACUGCUUGUGGAGGAAAUGUUGAGCAAGAUUAUUGACCCAGCGUAUCGACAACUCAUGGUCGAAGCUUUCAUGGUCGUAUCGACAAUCUUAAGAAGGAAUCCUGAACUCAUGUUCCAUCAUUCAGUCAAUAUGGACAAGACAAUAUCUGAUGCUUUUGAAGAGUUCCAGAAGGAUCGUUCACGCUUGGAAGGCGAUGAAAAACAGGACGAUAUGCGGCAAUUCUUCAACACACUUCCAAACAUAAAACACGGCACCACGUCUUAUAUCAUCAAGGCGGUUGUCAAAAAUCUUCUUGAUGGAGAUAUAAAAGUUUCAAUGGAGGACAUGUGUGCCAUUACUUAAAUAAAAGUGCAGAAUUUUUGUUAACUUGUGCAAUUUGCAAUGAGUUUUGGAACGCGAAACACUUGCUUCUAUAAUCAUAGUCAUAAGGAUGAUUAGAAUUCUACAGGAUGAAGAUAUCAAUGUUUCUAUGGAAGACAUGUGCUUUUGCUUGAAUAUAAGGUGUUGAUUUUUUUUUAUGUUGUGUAAAUUGCAACUCUCAUCUGCAUAUAAAAUAUCAUUCGGAGCUCCUCUGCCGUUUUAUCGAAAACAACCUCGGAUGUACGCCGGUACAUCUGUUGAAGUAGUUCGUAAAAUUUUGAAUUGUAUCAUUAGUUAAAUGUAAUGUUUUAGAAAUGUAUUUAUUGAUCUAAGUUUAAAUUUAUUGUCAUUGAAUUGUAUUAAAGCAAACAUAAUGAAGAAUCCCAAGAGUUAAGUCACAAAGUUUAACUGCUAAAUAAAAUUACUACGCGAUCUACUUGCAGCGGACUUAAACGUACCACUUUUUGAGUGUGUAAACCAUCCAAAUACAUCCGAGGUUGUUUUCGAUAAAACGGCAGAGGAGCUCCGAAUGAUAAAAUAUGGCAUUACAUGUACAGAUAUCAAAUUAAGACCUUUGGAAGCACAAGUGAACUAGUGAAUGGCACCAAAAUUUUCAAAAAGCCCUGCUAUAUAAAAUCCAGAAUUUGAGCAAGAAAUCUUCUUCAUGGGAAAAUUAAUUUCAAUGGAAAAGAAGAAUGGCUUCUAUAACUUGAACAGGCAAUGUAAACAAAAUAUUCUGACUUGUUGUGUGAUUUGCAGUAUUCUUUGGAAAACAAACCUGUAUCACCAAAGUUUUUGGGACAUACGUUUCAGUCGAACCAAUAUAUAUUUUUUUUCAUUUGCUUGAAAGGAAUAAGCGUGAUGAGUUGUUGAGCAAAAUCAAUAAGAAAAGAAAUUAAUAGUAGUAGACUGCACAAAAUUGCUUUGUGCAUCGUGUGGAGACUUCAUGUGUUGCUAUAAAAGAUUAGUUGGCUAGUACAUGUGCUGCUGUAUAUAUCCAACCUGGUCACACAUUUCGUCGGUGAUUUAGAACCUGCAUGUACUGUUAACAUGAUUUGUGCUUGAUUAUGUGGGUUUUUUUUCUUUUCAUUGAAAGGUAAAGUUACUAGGUGGCAAAAUUGUCGAAUGUUUGGUGCUUUGUAAAAAUGACUGUACUUCAUAAAAAGCUAUAAACACAUCAAUAUAGGCAAAAACAAGCCUUUUUUGUCAAAAUCUUAGUUAAUGACUUGAAACCAAAAUGAUCAUAUGUUAAAAAGGUUUUUAUCACACUACUGUAUCAAUUAUAUUGUACCCUAAUUCAAACAAGUAAAUUCGGUUAACCAUUACCUGUUUUUUUUCCAGAAAAAAGAAAGAUAUUAUUUGAACUGACCACAUUCCCCCCACAUAAUUAUAAUUAUUUUGUAUAAUGAUAAAUUCCAAACCUGUUGUUCAGCCGUCACUAAUCCACAUCUUUAUGCUGUGUCCACCUGUAAUAAUAUUGAGUUUUCCCAUGCUUUUACAUAGGGUACACUCUUAUUCAAAAUCAAUGCAUACACAAUUACACAUGUAUAACAAACAUAAAUUUUGAGUGAUAAAUCUUUUAACUACUUACUAAAUAAUGCAUUUAUGGAAAUUAUUAAAUAUUGAUAACAAGAUUGUAACAGUGUAUUUCAAUUGCUGAAAACACAAAAAUAUUAAAUGACUGGUAAGUGCUCAGUAAUUUACUGUAAUCUCAUAAGGUAGAAAUACCGUGUUUUCUGCACCUUUCAUUCAAAUUAAACUCGGUAUCCUUCAUAAGAACCAUUGUUUUACGACAUUUAUUUUAUUCUUUUUAGUAUAUUAAAAUAAUUGUAUUAAUUGUGGUAAAUUUUAUUUGGGAGUAAGAGUGCAUCUUUAAAUGUAAACUGUGAUAAAAUAAAAGAAUAUUGAGUUGAGUUGAGUUGAGCAAUAAAGCACUUGAGUUGUUGUUGAUGGUCCUCAAUGUUUUUUUCUUACUGUCAUACACAUUUUGUACAUAGAAAACCUAUUAUGUUGUAUAUAUUAUUUUGAUGAUUGAUUAUUUUUAAAUUGUACAUUCAAUCCACAAUAUUAUAUUAAUGUGCUUUACUCCUUGAAAAAUAAAACCAUUCACUUGU
Molecule: messenger RNA, 5568 nt
Organism: Mya arenaria
Lineage: Eukaryota; Metazoa; Mollusca; Bivalvia; Myida; Myidae
Product: phosphorylase b kinase regulatory subunit beta-like
Exons: 24
Coding region: 119-3436 (1105 amino acids)
Biological process (GO): glycogen metabolic process
Cellular component (GO): phosphorylase kinase complex
Molecular function (GO): calmodulin binding
Source: RefSeq, a predicted model, not a curated record